Molecule: messenger RNA, 5403 nt
Organism: Monodelphis domestica (gray short-tailed opossum)
Lineage: Eukaryota; Metazoa; Chordata; Mammalia; Didelphimorphia; Didelphidae
Gene: TCP11L1
Product: t-complex 11 like 1
Biological process (GO): signal transduction
Source: RefSeq, a predicted model, not a curated record
AUGGCAGCGUCGGGGACCGCAGGAAGCUUAUCCACAAGGGGCACGGGAGCGGGCGGGGAGGGGAGCCUGACUCUUGCGCACGCGCGCCACUCCCACUUCCGUACAAUAAGAUGGCGACGUCCUAUGCGCUCCAGGCGCCCCUGCGCUCCCCGCCCCCCACCCGAGGACCGCUGGGUGGCUUCCUAGCGAGAGGCGUGCCGGGCUCUACUGCUCUGGGCCCUCCCCUUGCCCGCUGCCGCCCCUGCUCCCGCUCCAGCGUCCGCCUGAGUCACGGUGGUGCGGGUUCCCUCGCCUCUGGGCCUUGGCGCGGCACACGGAAACAGAACAGACCCCUUAGGAUGGCCGAGAAUGGCGAGGACAAGGCCCACCACUCGAGCGAGGGAAGAGCCAGCGAUUCCGAGCGCGCCCAGGAAGACGGUGUGGAUGGGGCCGACGAGUCCGUUCGGAAAAGGAUCCGCCAAAGCACUCCCAGCCCGCAGAGACUCCUGAGGCCCCAGUCUAGUCCUCCUCGCUUCGUGUCAAUGGAUGAGCUCCUGGAGACAGCCAAAGGAGUCACUAAUAUGGCGCUGGCCCAUGAAAUUGUAGUGAAUGGGGACUUCCAGAUAAAACCUACAGAACUGCCAGAAGAUAGCUUGGAGAAGAGAGUCAGGGAGAUUGUCCAUAAAGCCUUCUGGGAUUGCUUGAGUGUCCAGUUAAGUGAAGAACCACCAACUUAUGAUCAUGCCAUCAAGCUUGUUGGGGAGAUCAAAGAGACUCUUUUAUCUUUCCUGCUGCCUGGUCACAGUAGAUUGAGAAACCAGAUUAGAGAAGUCCUUGAUCUAGACCUGAUAAAGCAGGAGGCUGAGCACGGAGCUCUCGACAUUUCUAAACUGGCUGAAUUCAUCAUUGGGAUAAUGGGAACACUCUGUGCCCCAGCCAGAGAUGAGGAGAUUAAGAAACUGAAGGACAUUAAGGAAAUAGUUCCCCUAUUCAGGGCACUGUUUUCCGUGCUCGACCAGAUGAAGGUGGACAUGGCCAACUUUGCCGUGAGCAGCAUCCGGCCGCACCUCAUGCACCAGUCUGUUGAAUACGAAAGGAAGAAGUUCCAAGAAUUUUUUGAGAAACAGCCGAAUGCCCUCGACUUUGUCACACAGUGGCUCCAGGAGGCCUGCCAGGAACUCACCAGCCCGGGGACAGCACAGCAGGGGGACCCCAGCUCGGAGCAGGCAGCCAGCCCGGGCCCUGUGACCAUCCAGAACCAUGCAUACAUGAAGCUGCUCAAGUGGGACCAUCUGCAGAGACCCUUCCCGGAAACUGUCCUGAUGGACCAGCCCCGCUUCCAAGAGAUGCAGCAGGAGCUCGAGAGGCUCGUCGUGGUGGGGGCUACCCUGCUGGUCACGUACAGCGCCUCCGCCCCAGGGGUGUCCAGCCUGGCGGGCUUUGCCGAGAAACUCAAGAUGGUCGUUCGGGUCCUGCUGACAGAGAUGCAUCAGCCGUCCUUCAACCUGAGCGAAGCCCUCGCCACCAUCGGGGAGAAAGUGUGCGCGGAGGUGACCAGCUGCCAGGCCCAGUGCGGAUUCACCCCCUUCAGUGCCGACAAGGAGGGCGUCCUCAAAGGCCAGAUCCAAGCAAUUGCCAGCCCCGACGACCCCAUUCGCAAGCUCGUGGGUGCCAGAAUCCAGGGCUUCCUGGAAGCUUACCUAGUGUCUGGCCUCCAGAAGUCCCUCCCUGCUAUUCCUGGUGGAUUAGGCCCGAUCCAGAAGGAGCUGGAGGAGGUGGCCGUCAAGUUUGUUCGCCUGGUCAACUACAACAAGAUGGUCUUCGGCCCUUACUACGACGCCAUCCUCAGUAAGAUGCUGAGCCAGGAGGGCUCCCGUGGCUCGGCCAGCUCGUAGAGACCCCCCACAGCAGCAGUAUUUAUUUAGUCGGCUACCACCCCUUGUUCUCCAUGUAACGUUGCUUCGGAAAAUGGCUUUCUCUGUAAUACAUUCCUCUUUCUCAGCAUUAACUCUAGAAGGGAAACCAGGUCCCUGCAGAACAAAAGAGAUGGAACUGGAUGCUGAAUUCUGCUCUGGGGGGCCGCCCGUGCACCGGAGUGUGUGUUUACAAGCCAAAGGAGCUUCCGUCUGUGGGAGCCAAGCCCAUCGUCUACCGUGUUGGAAGGAUCCUGGUAGCCCACCGGCUUGGUCUCUAACCUGAGGGUGGGGGAAAGUCAGGUGACCUUCCUAGAGGUUCUUCAGACUGGGCCCUUGAAAGCCCUGGAGAAAGUACCUCUAGCAGGGCUGCUUUUCUGGGUUUCCUGCUGGCCACUGGAAGGAUUCUCCUUUGCUAGAGAAUUUUUUUCUGGUUAUCAGGAGUUUGCUCUUUGCCAGAGGAUGAACCCCAGUGUGGAUUGUGGCAGCUCAGGCCCAUGUGGCCUGGAGAACAGAAAAGACAUUUCUUUGAUGUUUUUGAAAGCUUGGGAUUUGUAGGGGAGAUUCAUUUUUUUAGAGAGGAAAAAAUGGCAAUUUGAUAUCACUCAGAAGAUGGACCAAAAAGGUGUGAUUUUCACUUAAAGCCCAACUUGAGAUCCUAUUUCAAGUUCAGUGGACAGGCUGGGAGGGAUGGCUGGAUUUUCUGAGCUCAUUAAAUGCUCAUAAAUUCUUGUGAAAGUGAGGCUCUAUGGUAUGUCGGCUUGUCCCAGAUACCAGCCUAGCUUGGCCCCAUUGUGUGGCGGGAUGGAGGGUCCAGGUUUGUUUUGGAUCCCUCCGGCACCGGAACCCACCUGACCUGAGAGCCCGGGCAGGUCAGGCCUCACCAUCCCCUCAGAGCAGGUCCCGAGGGCCUUAGGUGAGGCUCUGCCGAAGACGCUGUAAGGACCAGGUGCAGAUCAGGAAUAGCUCCUGAAGAUCCCAUCCAAAGUCAACUUUGCAGGAAGGGUCUAGGAAAUGAGUGUGGAAAUACAGGAAGUACAGGGUUUGGGGCUAAAUUGGACCAGGGAGAGAAAGUUUGCUCACCUGGGGCUUUGGGGAAGACCCCAGAAGGCUCCAGAAGGGCCCCAAGCCGGCUGGAAGGGGAGGGCUGAGCCAGCCAAUGGGAAGGAGGCAGGUGCAACAGGAGGGCUGCCAGGAGAGAAGCGAUACUGAGAGGAUGGACACUAUCUGAUCAGCGGAACCCUGCCCCUCAGCAUCGGGGAUUUCAGCCCUUCCCAGGGUUUGCGCCAAGCCAGAAGGAAGUAAACAAAACGUGACUCAAACAGGGCUCUGUGGAAGGGAGAAAAAGAGUGGCCUGAGCAGCCACUGGGGAACAAGGUCUGGCGAGCUGGGGCCCCUGGGACAGCCAGGACCCUGCUCCAGGCAGGCCUGCAGCAGCUGGCAGCCAUCGUGAAGGCCCAGCCUCCCGCUGAUACAGGCCCCUCUAAACGCAGAAAAAACAGUCUGAGCAGAAGUCCCCAUCCCGUGCCACGGUGGAAAUGGCUGUGUUUGGGCCGCCCCAGAGGAUCACGGGAAGGGGGGGUUGCCUUGGCACUGGGCUCCAGGCAAGGACUGGGGGUGGCUUCUGGGCCCCCACCAGGGUCAUCCCCACGCAAAGAUGAGUCAGCCUAGACAGAAGCUGCGAAUCCAAAGGCAGGUGUCCUGCGGAGCCCCUUUCCCUCUGUGGCAGUGACGCCUCAAGGGGUUCCCCCAGGGAAGGCAGAGGAAGAGCCUGGGCUUUGGAGUGGGAGGGCCUGACUUCUGCCACGCCCCGCCCCCCUCCCCUGUGGAGCAGGUGGGCACCAGAACCUGUAGGAACUGAGCUAGUUACCCAGAGGCAGGCCCGGGGGCAGCCCCAGGCCUUGGGGCCACGUGACUGGAGCAUUUUCCCUUUCUACCACAGGGCUCCCACCUGGGUGCUGAAAGCAUUCUUAGCCCGUUUUACUGAGGACUGUGGAUAAAAGGGCCCCCGCUGGGAUCUGGGUCAGGCCUUCACGCCUGGCGACUAGUGUUGCUCCCCGCGCCGUUUUCCCGGUGGUCCCUUCUGCUCUCCUUUUGGUUUGGUUCCUCAGCCUUCAUUUUGUCUCCUGGAGAGGCCCUCCUGGAGAGCACAGGAAGAGGCAGCCCUGGGGCCCGGACCCAGCCUGUCUCCUCCCGCCCCCAGGAAGUGAGCCCCAAACGGGCUUCUGGGGCUGGCUGCCCGGGCCAUUUCCCUGCAUUUUCCCAGGAGGCUCAGCAGAAGGUUCUUCUGGGAGGAAGGUUAGUCCGGGUCUAGCAGGGGAGGCAUCUGCCCGGUGGGGGAGGGGGGGGUCACUCGGAAGUUCUCCAAAGCCCAGGCCUGGCAGGGCCCCACGGGACGGCCAUCGGAGGGCCCCGGCGUUCAUUGAGUCAUCGUGACUUCAAGAGUGACUGAGGCCCGGAAAGGUGAAGGCAAUGGCCGGAGACCGCCAGAGGAGGAGGGCAGCAGCCAGGCCUGGGAAUGGGAGGCAUCGUGUCCAAAUGUGGCCUCAGACACUUCCUGGCGGGGGACCCUGGGCAGCCACUCGACCCUGCUGGCCUGUUUUCUCACCCGUCCCAUGAGCCGGGGAAGGAAAUGGCGAGCGCCUCUGGGGUGUCAGGAAAACCCCGAGUGGGGGCCCCCAAGGCGGACACGACUGAACACACUGGAGGAGCGGGCGUGGCCAUGCCAGGGUGCCCGGAACCUGCUCCCAAGGCAGGACGCUGAGCGUGGGGAGGCGUGGCCCGAGUCAGCUGUCACGCCUACGAUGGCGGAGGAUCCCGCCUUUCCCUGUGGCGGCUGGCAGAAGCGUCUCUGCGCUAAGUGAGGGCUCAAAGUCCACGCUCGCCCGGAGUGCCUGGGAGGCGCGUGCUGCCCGCCCCCCUAACCGCGGGGUGCUCCGGCCUGGCCCGGACCCUGGCUGCCGGAGCUGUGGCCCCUGUCCAGGAGGCCCUGCACUGGGCCCAUCACCUGACCCAGAGGACUGACACCGAGGCAGGGACAGGAAGCGGCCCCGCCCCCCAAGGGCUUCAGUCUAGCCGGGACAUCAUGGAUCCACAGACGCUCUUCUUCUAAUUACCUGCGGAGUCGCGGUCUUUCGGUACUGAAAAAUCCUUUGGGGUGUGACUCGCACAAUUUUGCCCAGAACAUGUAUCAAUUAGGUUUCUAUUUGCCUGAAAAACAACAACAACAACAACAACGGUUGGGGCAGCUGGCUGGCUCAGUGGAUAGAGCGCCAGGCCUGGCGAUGGGAGGGCUUGGCUUCCGGUUUGGUCUCAGACACUUCCCAGCCAGGUGACUGUGGACAAGUCACUUCACCCUCACUGCCUUUGGGCACUUCUGCCUGGGAACCAGCCCUCGGUGUCAAUUCUAAGAUGGAAGGGGAGGGCGUAAACAAAGCAGCCAUCAGUUUUCAUCCUCCGGUUUUUUAAAGGAUGCCACCACAAUGGAAGUUAAUAAACAUUUGCUAAAUUA